Molecule: messenger RNA, 1664 nt
Organism: Marchantia polymorpha subsp. ruderalis
Lineage: Eukaryota; Viridiplantae; Streptophyta; Marchantiopsida; Marchantiales; Marchantiaceae
Source: the annotation of a GenBank genome assembly
GAUCGUUAAAAUCAGAAGUCGCGCCCUUCUGAGUCCAGGGACCGCGACCUGACACUGGGUCUUCGCAUGGACUCGUUGCUAGAGACAUCUUCAGUUUUAGCUGUAUCUGAGCAUGAUGGGGAAUCUCGAGUGACUCGACAGAGGGUCCGGUGUUGGCUGCUAAAAGUUGGUCUAAGUAUAGCGUCACUCUGCCUCCCAGGAUCCAACCCUAAUGUCUCGAUGUUCCAUUCUUCGACGGGCGGACAGAAAUUGAGGGAUUUUCGGACCUUCUUAUUCUUGAGCUUGGACCGACCUGGGCUGUUGAAUUACUCGUAUCGGAUUUAAAUGUGCGACGAUCGGCGCUAUGGCCACCAUCUUGAGGCAGCUGCGAACUAAAGGUUUAAAGACUUUGCUCAAUCGGACGAAGUUUUAUGGUGUAGCACCGAGGAAUUUCGCUGCAGAGUCGAGAUGGCUAAGCUCUGCGUCCAAGCCUUCUUCAGCUCCAGGUGGAGCUGGAGCUACCACUGGGAGGAAAUUGUUAACGGAUACUGCUGGACCGCCUCCUGGUGGUAGAGCUGUCAGGGGUGGCCCGGUAUCAUGGGCAAGCUUGGGAUUGCUGGUUGUCACAGGAGUAGGAUUGAUCACCUACUAUGACCGCGAAAAAAAACGACGUAUUGAAGAUUUGAAGCAAGCACCUCCUGAGGCGAAAGCGGGCCCUAGUGUUGGAAAAGCUGCAAUUGGCGGUCCAUUCAAAUUGUUGAACCAUGAAGGCAAAGUGGUCACAGACCGAGAUUUUGUUGGGAAUUGGACAUUGAUCUACUUUGGGUUCACGUUUUGUCCAGACAUCUGCCCCGAUGAGCUGACCAAGCUCGCCGAAGCUGUCGACCAAAUUGAGAAGAAGAUUGGGGUUCAAGUUGUUCCAGUUUUCAUAUCCAUAGAUCCGGAACGAGAUACAGUGGAGCAAGUACGAGAAUACCUCAAAGAGUUUCAUCCGAGGCUCGUUGGUCUAACGGGGAGUGUGAAUGACAUACGUCAAGUGGCACGUGAGUAUCGCGUGUACUACAUGAAAACCGAAGAAGAGGGAACCGACUAUCUUGUUGAUCACUCAAUCAUCAUGUACUUGAUGGAUCCGAACAUGGAUUUUGUCAAGUUUUUUGGAAAGAAUUAUAAUGCAGAUGGUUUGACUGAUGGCGUUGUAGAAGAGAUCCAAAAAUACGGGAAGAAGUAAUUUUUAGUUCAAUUCUGUUUUUUAGCGGUUUUGUGGUGAUAGAAAGCCCUGUUUAUUCAUAAGUCCAAUUGGUUCAUUUAAUUCAUCUCUUAAGAAAUUUUGACGAGUAUACUUUAGAACUUUUCGGUUCUCAUACAUUUCCUGCUUCUAGAUUAGGGAGGAGACAAUGGUAGUGAGGCAGUGGUCAAUAUGGCCUUCAAAUCUGUGGUGACAACCUCCAUGUGGUACUAUUCGUACAUAUUCGAUUAUCUCGAGACUUAAGAACCAAGAUCUAGUACCACAAUCGAGCACCCAUUUAUAUUUCAGUUAGGUGAACUUAAAUUUGAGGUGGUAAGAACCAUUGUGAUCGAAAUAAAUUGAAGGCAAAGAAUUUUCACUGAUAGUACCUGAUAUACUGAAGCAUGUACAAACUCAGACCAAACCGAACAGAUACCACGACCCUCUUAUUUAUCAUUUC